Molecule: messenger RNA, 1097 nt
Organism: Momordica charantia (bitter melon)
Lineage: Eukaryota; Viridiplantae; Streptophyta; Magnoliopsida; Cucurbitales; Cucurbitaceae
Source: RefSeq, a predicted model, not a curated record
GUUUUCAGAAAUUCAGACAAUGUUUUGGGCAUAAUUGGGAUUUGCGCAGGCCACUGGUAAGAAGUUGAGACGUUAUUUUCUCUUCCCUUCCAUUUUUUUGCUUCUUCUUCACUGUUUCCACCAGAGGAGAGCUUCAGCCCUGCCUUCUCAUAUAAACCCACCAGAGAAAAUUAGUGCAGAAAGAGAUUGUAGAGCAGAUCUGGCAAAAAAAAGCUUCUGAAGCUGAGCAUUUCAUCAAUCAAUGGCUUCCAAAUUGAUUCUGAUUAUAGUUUUGGUAAUCGACGUUAUUGCUUUUGCUCUGGCUGUUGCCGCUGAGCAAAGAAGAAGCACUGCCAAGGUUGUUCAAGAUAAAGAAGUGGAGCACAACUAUUGUGUGUACGACUCAGACAUCUCGACGGGCUAUGGCGUCGGUGCUUUUCUACUACUCAUGGCGAGCCAGGGCGUGAUAAUGGCAGCUAGUCGAUGCUUUUGUUGCGGGAAGUCGUUGAAUCCUGGAGGUUCAAGGGCCUGGGCUAUUAUCCUAUUCAUAAUCUGCUGGGUGUUUUUCUUCAUCGCCGAGGUUUGCUUGUUGGCGGGGUCGGUAAGGAACGCCUACCACACCAAGUACCGAACCUUGUUCAGCGACGAUCCUCCCUCAUGCCAAACUUUGAGGAAGGGAGUUUUUGGUGCAGGUGCAGCCUUCAUUUUCUUCAAUGCCAUUGUAUCUAAACUCUACUAUAUAUUCUACUCCAAGGCCAGAGAAAGCCUACUUCCAUACGGCGGAGAAACUGGCGUCGGGAUGGGAACCUACAAAUGAGCGUAUGCGUAAUUAAGUCUAAUAGGUUUUCUUCAGAUUUUAUCGACGAACUCGGACCGAUUUUGAGAUGAUUUUGCAUAUCAAGUAUUGGUUUUUACUUAGGAAGAAACGUUAGUAUCAUAAGUUUUACUUUUGUGUAGCUCUUUGUUUCCCUUUUAACCACUGCUGGGCUCUUUUUUUUUUUUUUUUCCUUCAUGUUUUUUGGUGGAUUGUUACAUUUGUAUUGACAAUAAGAGAAACAUUGGUUGUAUUCGUAUAAAUAUUUGUAUUCUUUUAUGAAUCCUGUUUUACAUUUUUGCCA